Psilocybe cubensis is the source of this 2634-nucleotide messenger RNA. RefSeq lists its product as uncharacterized. Bases 1 to 2634 code for a protein of 877 amino acids. The record is from RefSeq and is a predicted model, not a curated record. NCBI's taxonomy places the organism in Eukaryota, Fungi, Basidiomycota, Agaricomycetes, Agaricales, Agrocybaceae. The transcript has 8 exons.
AUGAGCAAGGUCCUGAAGGGGUUCCAGGAAAACUUCAGCAGGCAGAAUCAGAACAGUAAUGUUGCCAGUGGUUCUUCGCACCAGGCAACCCUGAAUAAUGAGCCCGGGCCUAUGGACGUUGAUGUCCAUCAUGAGUAUCUCGAUGUGGAUAUGGUACCACCUCCAAUGCCCCCUGCGCCUCCACCUAAAUCACCAACACCACCACCACAUCCCCCGACACCACCACCUCCCAUUGAAUGGCCCAGAGGACUUCCUCCACGCGUUAUUAGAUUGCCACAGCGCUUCCGAGACGAGGUCCCACCCAAACCUCCUCUAAUUAUACCACCAGUCGUGGAGGAGGAACCACCUCAGCCUCAGGAACCUCCAUCUGUGGAGAUGUCCGAUUCUCCAAAUAUUGCCAAAGACCCAGCCGACUCUUUGAGAAAGGCGUCAGAGGGAACACCAAUGGCCCUACCUUCGGAUUGGUUCUUGGAUUCUGAGCCAAAAGACAACAAGAGCUUGCUAUUCAAAAAUCGUUCUACUCAACUUAUCAUGUCUUGGUUUUACAACGGCCACGGUACUAAAUCCUACGCUGAUACCGACAAAUUGAUUCACCAAGUCGUACUGGACCCGGAUUUUGACCCCAAGGACUUUGAUUCCUCCUUUUCUACUGCUCAAGAGGCAGCACGUCUGGACGAAAUCUCCACCCAAAAAAAUUCUACAGAUUCUACUUUGUCAGAAGGCAGCUUUUCAAUACCAGUGCCAUGCGACGGUUUCAUAUUCGAUUCGGAAGAGGAGGCUCCUCAAUUUGUUGUUGAAAACGUCAUGUAUCAAAAACCUCUAGAAGUUAUCAAACAGGCCUUUGCAGAAUGCACCUCUGAGACGUAUACGACCAUACCGUACAGAGAAUUUUGGCGUCCCUCACCUGACGAACCACCCAAACGCUUAUUCUCAGAGUCCUACGUGGCGGACAUUUUCAAUGAAGAGUAUGAAAAGAUCAAGUCAGAGCCACGCAUAGGUCCCCACAGACACCUGGAGCCCUUUGUCGUUGGUAUCGGGAUUUUUUCAGAUUCUACCCACCUGACCAGUUUUGGCGAUGCUUCUAUAUGGCCGAUCCUUAUGUAUAUCCUCAACCAGUCAAAAUACACCAGAGGGAAACCUAAAGAAUUUGCUGCGCACCAUAUUGCGUAUAUCCCUAAACUCACAGACACUUUUCAAGAUUGGCAUCAGCGACAGUUUGGCAAAGCUGCGACAUCUGAAAUGCUCACCCAUAUGAGAUGCGAGGUCAAUACAGGCGUCUGGGGGCUAUUACUUGAUGAGGAUGUCAAACGAGCGUAUGCUGAAGGAGAGGCCGUAGAACUGGCCGACAGAGUUGGAUCAAAGAUGGAUAUGCGAAACCGGCUCAAGCUAGCUCGCGUUGACAGCAAAAUUCGUCAAUUUGACAUCGAAACUGCCCAUAAAGCAUUGUUCUUGGGGAAAAAGAUUAACAGCAAGGCGGUUAAUGGCUUGCUGCAACAGACCUCUGCUUUUCCAAUUCGGAACGCUUUUUCCAAGGCUUUAUUUGAAUAUGGCUUCAACUUUUAUCGGAUGUUUACUGCUAACCGUGUCGAGAUACGCAAGCUGCUGUGUGAGGACAGGGAGUUACUGGAGCCCACUCCUCCUGAUUUACAUUAUCACAUCUCAUCAGACGACUUUAUGCUUCGUCUCAAAACUCACCUUUAUGCCCGCUUAUCAGGGGUAAACGAAUUCAGUGAUAGCAUUGGUACCCAUGAGCGACUCCAAAUCACAAUAUUCGGUGACCGAAUUUACGAACAUCAGGUUCUACGCAUCAACUAUACUUCGUAUGAUAUGUGUCGAAUACAAGAUACCUUGAAGCCAAACUCUUCCCGAUGUGACAUCAUGGUACUUGCUAGCAACAAAGGUGCAGAUCAGCAGGUUCAUCUUUAUUGGUAUGCCCGUAUCAUUGGAAUCUACCACGCCAAUGUGGUAAUAUCUACCCCUGAUGAUUACUACCGUGCCUCCAAGCACAAAGUGGAUUUUCUUCAUGUCCGAUGGCUGGGUGUUUGUGAAGAUUGCCAUUACGGUUGGAAAUAUAGAAGGCUUCCACAGUUGGUGUUUGGUGAUAUCAAUGACUCUGCGUCGUUUGGUUUUGUGGACCCAUCCCUCGUAAUUCGUGCAACCCAUUUGAUUCCUCGCUUCAUUCUUGGAAAAAUACCGACUCUCGGCCUAUCUGUAGCUUAUAGAAGCAAAGAAAAUAAUGAAGGGGAAGAAUGGGAGAGAUAUUAUGUCAAUUUUUUUGUGGAUCGCGACAUGGUCAUGCUGUACAGAGGGGGUGGAGUUGGCCACGCUAGCACGCGAGCCGCUACCAAUUCUCUUAGGCAAGACCGACGUGCAGAUGACAUUGCCUCUCGCAAAAAACGCCGCGAGGCACAUGAAGCACCCGAUCCUGAUCUGGAACCAGAUGGGGCCUCAGACCAGGAGCAAGACGCUCAGGACCAGGCUAAAGUGGCACCUGAAAACAGCGCCGAUUCUGAUGACAAUGAAGAUGACAGCGACCAGCAUACCGAUUCUGAAGAGGAGGAGGAGGAGGAGGAGGAAAGCGACGAGGAUGAGGACCGGGGUGACCUCGAUGAACUUGGGUUCGCUGAAUACUAA